AAAAUGUUUGGGGGCCUUCGAGGGGCUACCAUAGUGGAUGCCUUAGAUACUCUGUACAUCAUGGAGCUUGAGGAGGAAUUCCAAGAAGCGAAAAGCUGGGUGGAGAAGAGCUUUGAUUUGAAUGUGAAUGGAGAAGCUUCCUUGUUCGAAGUGAACAUUCGUUAUGUCGGAGGGCUGUUGACGAUGUACUACCUAACCGGUGAAGAGGUAUUCAAGAACAAAGCUCUAGAACUUGGAGAGAAACUUCUACCAGCCUUUAACACCCCGACUGGUAUCCCACGGGGUGUCAUAAGUCUGGGCAGUGGCAUGAGCUGGAGUUGGGGCUGGGCCUCUGCAGGAAGCAGUAUCUUAGCAGAAUUUGGCACCCUGCAUUUAGAAUUCCUGCACCUCUCGGAGCUCUCUGGAAACCCAGUGUUUGCAGAAAAGGUGAUGAACAUCCGCAAAGUCCUGAACAGAAUUGAGAAACCACAGGGCCUGUAUCCUAACUUUCUCAGCCCGGUCACUGGGAACUGGGUACAGCACCACGUCUCCGUGGGAGGCCUGGGGGACAGCUUUUAUGAAUAUCUGAUCAAAUCCUGGCUGAUGUCAGACAAGAGAGACACUGAAGCUAAAAAGAUGUAUAAUGAUGCACUUGAGGCUAUAGAAAAACAUUUGGUUAAAAAAUCUGCUGGAGGAUUGACCUACAUUGCAGAAUGGAGAGGUGGCGUCUUGGAUCACAAAAUGGGCCAUUUGGCUUGCUUCUCUGGUGGCAUGAUAGCCCUUGGAGCAGAACAAGCAGCGGAAGAGAAAAAGCAACAUUAUAUGGACCUAGCUGCAGAGAUUACUCACACGUGUCAUGAAUCUUAUACACGCUCAGAUACCAAGCUUGGCCCUGAAGCUUUUCGCUUUGAUUCUGGAACAGAAGCCAUGGCCACCAGACUCAGCGAGCGCUAUUACAUACUGCGCCCUGAAGUGGUAGAAAGCUACAUGUACAUGUGGAGGCUGACCCAUGAUCCGAAAUACAGACAGUGGGGUUGGGAAGUUGUAAAGGCACUGGAAAAAUAUUGUAGAGUAGAAGCAGGCUUCUCUGGGAUCCGAGAUGUUUAUACCACCACCCCAAGCCAUGACAACAUGCAACAGAGUUUUUUUCUGGCAGAGACAUUAAAGUACCUGUAUCUUCUGUUCUGUGACGAUGACGUGCUGUCUCUGGAAGACUGGGUAUUCAACACGGAAGCCCACCCACUGCCGGUGAACCACACAAACAUUAAAGCUAAAGCAAGCAUGCAAUAAUGAUACUGUUACUCAAACUCCCUACUUCGGUGGCACUCUAUAGCGGGUUCCUGCCUUUCCUUUCCAUUAAAGGAAUUAGCGAUGUUCCUAAAAUGGUGUUUUGGGAGCACUGGUCCAAUUCCGGACAGUAUUAUACUGGGGAGAAUAAACUGUGACAUGAGCACCUUGUUUUCCUCUAUGAGGAGAUCUAUUAGCCUGGUCACAAGAUGUUAAUUCUGGGCCAUAUUGUAAACAGAUCAUGGACAUUCCUUUAUACAGAGAAUUUAUAUGAAAUCCACUGACUUUGUUUUCUAGUGGCCAAAGGAUUGGAAGUUUGCCAUACAAUCGACUUUUCCCCCUUGUUCUUCCUUUCAUUUUUCGUUUUGAUUUUUGCCUUUUAUAUACAGUUGGAUUUUAUCAUAUUUUUAAUUACAGUUUUCAAUAUACUGUGCUUUCUACGUGGUGUCAACAUUGUAACUAAAACAAAAAAUGUCUGCAAAAUUCUUGACCCAAAUGUAUUUUUAUAUAUUGUUUCCUGUGCUCUUAAAAACAUAUUUCCAGUAUAUUGCAUCACAUGUAACUUUCCUUUAUAAUGUUUGUGGUUUUCUACUUUUAUUUGGAACUAAAUGCUAUGAGUCACUUGUAAUAAAUUGCACUGCUGUAAUAUUCAAAUCUGUGAAAUAGAAUAAAAGGUCUUGUAAAA
This is a messenger RNA of Gopherus evgoodei (Goodes thornscrub tortoise), 1951 nucleotides long. It is a transcript of the gene MAN1C1, whose product is annotated as mannosidase alpha class 1C member 1. The transcript has 12 exons. Gene Ontology annotation, biological process: carbohydrate metabolic process; N-glycan processing. The record is from RefSeq and is a predicted model, not a curated record. Lineage: Eukaryota; Metazoa; Chordata; Testudines; Testudinidae. Gene Ontology annotation, cellular component: Golgi membrane; extracellular exosome; endoplasmic reticulum. Bases 4 to 1269 code for a protein of 421 amino acids. Gene Ontology annotation, molecular function: calcium ion binding; mannosyl-oligosaccharide 1,2-alpha-mannosidase activity.